ACUGCAUUUACUUGUCGUCAUAGUGUCUUGGAAGUAGUUACUACAAGUUUAAAAAUUACAUUAUAAAAUAUAAACAAUGAAGUGGAAAGCGUGUCCGACCAGCACCGUGCAAUGUUCCUCUCCUAAAGUCGUACCAGCAAGAGAUGAUUUUAGUUCCUACAUGACUUCCACAGCAGAAAGUAAUCAACCAAAAUUACGAAGACGAAGAGUUUCAUUGGUGCGUCUGAACAUGUACGACCGAUCAUUAAGACGAUCGGGAUUAACCGAAAGUAGAAAUAAUAACAACAUAUCCAACCCUGCAGCACCUGGCAAGCCAACUACAUUGGUUCGAACUUCCGCAAUAAGAAAAUCGAAUUACCGCAAAAGGUUGCACCCAACGUCCACCGGUCAGCUAAGUUUACUUCUUAGUUCAACAGUUGGAAUUACAGCAUUUCGUGAGUUUUUGGCAUCGGAAUAUAGCGAAAAUAAUCUAGAUUUUUGGUUGGAUUGUGAAAAAUACAAAAAUUGUGGUGAGGCAAAAAUGCAUACUGUUGCGGCACAAGUUGUGUCGACUUAUUUGAAACCUGGUUCUGCACACGAGGUAAACGUGAGUUACUCGUCAAGAAAAUUCGCGGAGUUAAAGGCGGCGAGCUGUGAACGGGACGCAUUUGAUCACGUGCAAGAAAAUGUGUUUAAACUUAUGAGUCACGAUUCGUUUUUAAGAUUCCAGACAAAAUAUCCUGGUUUUAUGUCUUAUUUAGAAAGUGUUAGAAAAGUUAUUCGUUCUUAAUAUUAAACUAAUGCGUUUUCAAGUAAUCCUCGACUUUUAAUGUGCUUUAUUUAAAUAUUAUAGGGUGGGGUAAGAUGGGACAUGUUUUUAAAUAGUUUUCCCGCCAUAUUUUGUAAUAAACAAAUAAUACAGAAAUAAAAAAUAACCGCAUUGUCACCACUCUUAAAACAGUUAUCAGUAUCCCAUCUUCCUCCACAGUAUUAUAACAACUGUUUCCUACACAACUAAUAAAAUUUGACUUUAAUAUA
Molecule: messenger RNA, 1017 nt
Organism: Ciona intestinalis (vase tunicate)
Lineage: Eukaryota; Metazoa; Chordata; Ascidiacea; Phlebobranchia; Cionidae
Product: regulator of G-protein signaling 21-like
Source: RefSeq, a predicted model, not a curated record